This is a messenger RNA of Microsporum canis CBS 113480, 306 nucleotides long. Its product is annotated as mitochondrial 37S ribosomal protein RSM19. Gene Ontology annotation, cellular component: cytosolic small ribosomal subunit; ribosome. Lineage: Eukaryota; Fungi; Ascomycota; Eurotiomycetes; Onygenales; Arthrodermataceae. Gene Ontology annotation, biological process: ribosomal small subunit assembly; translation. The record is from RefSeq and is a predicted model, not a curated record. Bases 1 to 306 code for a protein of 101 amino acids. Gene Ontology annotation, molecular function: structural constituent of ribosome; RNA binding. The transcript has 3 exons.
AUGUUUCCCACUCGCGUCUUGCUGAAACGGUCAGCGUGGAAAGGCGCCGUUGUUGAUCUCAGUCCUAAUGAUAAUCACAGUCUUCCGCUACCAAAGACCAUUCCUCCUCCUCCGGGCACACCCGCCAUCCGCACCCAGGCUAGAGCAGCCACCAUUCUGCCUAAUUUUGUUGGGUUACGAUUCGCAGUUCACAACGGGAAGCUAUACCAGGAAGUUUUAAUCACUGAGGAAAUGGUUGGAAGAAAACUAGGGGAAUUUGCGCCAACGAGAAAACGAUUCACUUACCAACAUUCGAAAAAUAAGUAA